AUGGUUCCCUAUAGAAAGAAGGACGUUAGAAAAGGCAUUAGGUUUACCAUCAUUGUCACAGGUCCAAGUGGAACUGGCAAGACCUCGUUUGUGAAUUCGUUGUUGGAUGAGAACAUCCUCCCGCACAGGUUUGAGCACAGCGGCGAGAAGACUGUUGGGAAGACCAUUACCUAUCGUGCAUUGGGCUCGUUGACGGCGUCUGAGCUAGAGAAAACAUUUGAUCCAUCAUUGGCUAAUCAAGAGCCGGGAAUUGCAAUCACAGAAACAUCGGUAGAAAUCAUCGAUGAAGAUGACUCUAAGAUCUUACUGACAGUUAUAGACACCCCUGGUUUCGGCGACAACAUCGAUAACUCCAUCUGUGUAUCUGAGAUCUGCAACUUUUUGGAACAACAGUUUGACUAUGUACUUGCCGAGGAGACCAAGGUCAGGAGAAACCCUAGGUUUGAGGACACUCGAGUUCAUGCAUGUCUCUAUUUCAUCGAGCCAACGGGCCAUGGACUGAGAGAGUUGGAUGUUGAGUCAAUGACGAGACUCUCCAAAUACUGUAAUAUAAUCCCCAUCAUUUCACGUGCCGAUUCCUUCACAGAGAAUGAGUUGGCCAAUUUCAAGAGGAAUGUAUUGCAAGACAUCGAACGUUUCAAGAUCCCCGUGUUUCAAUACCAGGUGGAUGAGUCCGAGACGGAUCCUGAUAUUAUUGAGGAGUCAAGGUAUUUGACUUCAUUACAACCUUUUGCAAUUGUUACCUCGGAUACGGAAAUGGUUGUCGAUACUAAGAAAACUCGAGUUAGAAAAUAUCCUUGGGGGGUGGUGGAUAUCAACGAUACUAGAGUAUCCGAUUUCCCGGUUUUGAAAAAUGUCUUGCUUGGUUCGCAACUACAAGAACUGAAGGAUAUCACCCAUGAUUUCUUAUACGAAGCUUACAGAACCGAGAGAUUAUCAAAUGUGAGUGAUUUAAAGAACGAAUUCUCGGAUUCAAUGAGAGACUUGAAGAUCAAUUCAAGUGAACCUCCUUCAAUGUCCAACUUGGCGGAAAUCACAAAAUCUGGAGGGUUACCUAAAUUUGAUAUCCCCAAAACGAGACAAUCACACCAGCACCAGCACCAGCACCAGCAACAUCCAGAACUCGUUGAAGAAGAACCUGAGAGCAUCAACGGUGAAUUGUCAAGCAAUAUUAGACGUGGAAGUUUUGAUUCAUCAAGGUCUGAGAAAUCUUCUGCAUCGACUGUUAACAGAAAAAAUACGAUAUCGGGGUCUCCUAAUAUCGAAGGUUCCCCACAAACGUCAAUGCACAGUGGCAGUCUGAUUGUUGGAGGAUCACAAGUUCAGCAGCCCCAUAUUGAUCCGAAGAAGUUACGUAAGAUUAGCGAAACUGUUCCUUAUAUGUUAAGACACGAGACUAUCCGUAGCAAACAAGCUAAAUUGGAAGAGUUGGAACGUCAAAGUGCCUUAGAAUUAAGCAGAAGAGCAGCGGAACUUGAACGCAAGGCCAAGGAAUUGAAGAUGCGUGAAACAAUGUUGCGUGAACGUUUAGCUAAGGCCAACGGCAGCGGCAGUCUCUCCUUGUCAAACACAGCCGACAGUAAAGGGGCGUCUUCUAUACGUUCCAAUGUCUCAGAAAACCGAAAGAGAGAGACUUCAUACAGCGUCCAAACUACCACUAGUGAAUACGAAGAUACCGUUGAAGAUAACGACGGAUCUGCUGCUUAG
Messenger RNA from Pichia kudriavzevii, 1707 nucleotides. RefSeq lists its product as uncharacterized. Lineage: Eukaryota; Fungi; Ascomycota; Pichiomycetes; Pichiales; Pichiaceae. Gene Ontology annotation, molecular function: GTP binding; GTPase activity; molecular adaptor activity. Bases 1 to 1707 code for a protein of 568 amino acids. Gene Ontology annotation, cellular component: cytosol; septin complex; septin ring. The transcript has a single exon. The record is from RefSeq and is a predicted model, not a curated record. Gene Ontology annotation, biological process: cellular bud neck septin ring organization; protein localization to bud neck; cytoskeleton-dependent cytokinesis.